AUGAGCAACAAAGAUGAGGCUCUUCGAGCCAAAGAUUUGGCAGAAGAUUGGAUGAGGAAGUCGAAUUUCCCGACUGCUCGUAGAGUUGCAGUGAAAGCCCAGAAAAUGGACGAGACCCUUGAGAACAUCGCUCGCAUUAUACUGGUUUGCGAUGUUCACUGUGCAGCAUUGGAGAAAUCUGGGGAUGAGACGGAUUGGUACAAGAUUCUCCAAGUCGAUCAGAACGCAGACGACACCACGAUCAAGAAACAGUACAGGAAGCUUGCCCUUCAUCUCCAUCCGGACAAGAACAAGCUCCCUGGUGCCGAAUCUGCUUUCAAGACCAUUGGGGAAGCUCAAAGGGUUCUCUUGGACAAGGACAAGAGGAGGAUUCACGACAUGAGACGCAAACCCUCCUUCAAAAAACCAGCUUCUGCACCGUCGUUUCAACAACAACAAGCUCCAACCACGGCUUAUUACACUCAGCCUGUCUUCAAGCCAAACGUCAAUGCGACCAGGAACAGCUUCAACGCGGGUUACAGUGGUCAGCCUUCUUUCCAGACCAAUGUCAAUGCGACCAGGAACAGCUUCAACGCGGGUUACAGUGCUCAGCCUUCUUUCCAGACCAAUGCGGCUAGGAACAGCUUCACGACGGGUUUGAGACCUGAGAACCAGCAAAGACCUCAAGCUCAACCAACUGGUGGACCGAGCUUUUGGACAGAAUGCGCCUUUUGUCACUUGAGGAAUGAGUAUCUGAGGGAAUAUAUGAACAAGCUAAUGGGUUGUCCACGUUGCGGUAAGCAGUACCUUGCAAUUCAAAUCGCUGACCAGACUCCACCAGCUCAGGCGAGUUUCUCCUUCUUUCAACAGAAAGCGGUUCCAACUCAAGAGGCUGGCAAGGCAGCGGAGAAGCAGCCGGAGAAUCCCGCCAGAGUUUCCCCAAGAAAAGAGGGCUCUAGAGCAAAACGCUCGGGUACUACUGCCGCUGAGAAGAACAAAGGGAAGAGAAAGAGGAAGGGGAUAGUUGAAUCCAGUAACAGCUCUCCCAGUAGCUUCGAGUGGGAAGAAGUUUCAGCUAGUGGGCAGCACUCACGGAGAUCAGUCCGGAGCAAGAAUGACAAGAAGAAAGAAGCUGGUGACAUUGCUGAAGAAUCUGAGUUGAGAAGGAAGUCACACCUCUUUGCAGAAACCUUGCCAAAUGGUAAGGUUAAAGAAGACCAAGUGGGAAGCAGCUCUAAGGGCUCUGGUGCCUGUGAUGAAGUAGAGGAAAUAAGCUCAGAGAGUGAGUCAGACGUGGAGAUUUCGCAGUGUGCUGAUCCUGACUUCUCAAACUUUGACAAGUUGAGGGAAGAGAGUUGCUUUGAAGUUGGCCAGACAUGGGCAAUGUAUGACAAGGAUGAUCAACUGCCUCGAUAUUACGCCAUGAUCAGAAAAGUCUGGAAGAAACCAUGUUUCAGGCUUAAGAUAACGUGGCUAGAGGCUAGGCCAGAUGAUGAGAGAACAAAGGAGUGGAUUGGCAGAGAUUUACCCAUCUCUGUUGGGAAGUAUCAACUUCGCGGAGAGGAGAAGACAAAUGAAAUCCCAUCCUUCUCUCAUCAGAUCGAGUGCAGAGUCAGAGGCAAGAAAGAUUUUGUCACUGUACACCCAAGAAAGGGAGAAACAUGGGCUCUCUUUAAGAACUGGGACAUCAACUGGUCCUUUAGCCAUAAGUAUGUGUUUGAUUAUGCUCUGAUCUUGUCAGAGUUUGCAGAAGGGGUUCCUAUAGAGGUGGCGUUCUUGGAAAAAGUGAAAGGCUUUGCAAGCGUCUUCUCUCGAACUGCACCUGGUGUUGGAAGAUCAGACACGUUUCAUAUUCCACCUCACGAGUUGCUUAGAUUCUCGCACAGCAUUCCCUCAACCAAGUUGACAGGGGAAGAAAGGAGUGGCGUUCCCGUUGGUUCUUACGAGCUCGACACAGCUGCAUUACCAGAUGUAGCUAUCCCUGUCUCACGAGAAGCUGCCAAGUCAAACAAACUCCAUCGUCGCUCACCGGCUUCGUCAGAGCCAGGCUGUGUCCUCAUUCCUAGCUUCCAGUUCAAUGACUUCAGCGCUGAGAGACUAGAGGGGAAGUUUGUAGUUGGCCGGAUAUGGUCAUUGAACAGCAAGGAGGAUGACUUGCCCAAGAACUACGCCGUGAUUCAGCAGAUAACAUGGAAGCCGGAGUUCAAACUGCAGAUAGCAAGGUUAGAGCCGAAAUCACUUCCUGAGAAUGUUACAGCGUGGCGUGACAAGAAAAUGCCAGUCAGUUGCGGAAAAUUCAUCUGGAAGAGUGGCCAGGUCGAGGUACUCACUCACGUCACUGGUUUCUCACAUGAGAUCAAGGCACAGCAGCAUUCGACGAAGAAGAACAAGUACACGAUCCUCCCAAAGACUGGAGAAAUAUGGGCAAUGUACAAGAACUGGAGUCAAUCAAUGAAGGUGGGAAGCUUGAAGAAGUGGGAAUACGAGGUUGUUGAAGUCCUUAACGAGAAUGAGAGCGAAAUCGAGGUUUUGGUGUUAGAACGGGUGCGCGAGUUUGUUUCAGUCUUCAAGGAGAAAGUGGAAGGAGGCGUCGAUGAGAAGCACAAGAUCCCGAGGAGUGAGCUUCUGAGAUUCUCUCAUUACGUUCCUGCUUUCCGGUUAACAAGUGAGAGAGAGGGAACUCUUAGAGGCUGUGUUGAGCUUGAUCCAACUGCCUUGCCCCGUCACUUACUCAGAUCUUAG
Molecule: messenger RNA, 2721 nt
Organism: Microthlaspi erraticum
Lineage: Eukaryota; Viridiplantae; Streptophyta; Magnoliopsida; Brassicales; Brassicaceae
Source: the annotation of a GenBank genome assembly